ACCUUCAAUGUGACGAAAAUGACGAGCAUACUAUCCAACAUCUUAUUGACUGUCUUCAAGUUGAAGAACCGAUGUCAGCUAAUGAAUACAUCGAAAUAGAUAAUCAUUUACGUGGAGAAACCGAGAGAAUACCAACUGACGUUAUAGAAAUUGUCACAGGCAUGAAUACCAGAACCGUGUGA
Molecule: messenger RNA, 182 nt
Organism: Paraglomus occultum
Lineage: Eukaryota; Fungi; Glomeromycota; Glomeromycetes; Paraglomerales; Paraglomeraceae
Source: the annotation of a GenBank genome assembly